Molecule: messenger RNA, 616 nt
Organism: Oryza brachyantha (malo sina)
Lineage: Eukaryota; Viridiplantae; Streptophyta; Magnoliopsida; Poales; Poaceae
Product: ubiquitin-fold modifier 1
Exons: 4
Coding region: 155-463 (102 amino acids)
Biological process (GO): protein K69-linked ufmylation
Cellular component (GO): nucleus; cytoplasm
Source: RefSeq, a predicted model, not a curated record
GGAAUCCCCUUUUCCAAAAGAAGAAAAGAAGAAAAGAAGAAAAGAAAAGAAGGGAAGAAGCAACCAUUCGGCCCGCAGCUCCCGUCGGACAAAACCGCGCAUCUCGCCGUCCGAAGCGAGACCACACGCGUCUCGGCGAUCCCAGCACACACCCAUGGCGGCGGCGGGCAGCGGCGCGGGAGCGGCAGGAGGAGGGGGGAAGGUGUCGUUCAAGAUCAUCCUCACCUCCGACCCCAAGCUCCCCUUCAAAGUGUUUAGCGUGCCCGAGGCGGCGCCGUUCACCGCGGUUCUCAAGUUCGCCGCCGAGGAGUUCAAGGUCCCUCCCCAGACCAGCGCCAUCAUCACCAACGAUGGAGUUGGUAUCAACCCGCAGCAAAGUGCAGGCAAUGUGUUUCUAAAGCAUGGAUCAGAGUUGCGCCUCAUUCCCCGCGAUAGAGUUGGAGCAUUGGGUACUUCAUUCUAGAUUCUACAGUCCAUAACUGAGAAACAUAACAAACUUAACAGAAUAAAGUCUAUGUUGAGUGCGAGCUUGCUUGUAUAAUGUGACAAGUUGAUGAUAAUUUAUCGACAGUCUAUAUGCUACUUUCAACGUGUUGACCGGGUAUUAUAUGGUUAA